AUGCUGCCAACACGGUUAGCAGUACGUUUACACGGAAUACGACCUUCAUGUUUCGCAACCAGUCGGACUAGUAUGAUAGCUGUUCGUAAAGCACAACCUGAAAUCGAUAUAUCUUCGUCUGCUUCCUCAACUGAUCUCAACGCAAGUGCUUGGAAACGACAACCGUCCACUUCAAAGAUGGAAACGACUUCUCAUCUGCAUUUUGAUUUGUCAUCAUUGUUCGCUUGUGUAAUUGGUACGACAUUGUUAUCGGCAUGUGCGAAUGCGUGUAAUCAUCUUCUUGAAGCACCGUAUGAUGCGCAAAUGAAACGUACUCAAGCCAGACUUUUAGUCGUACACAGAUUUUCACCCCUUCACGCAGCUGUAUUCGCAUCUGUUGUUGCAUCAGCUGGGACCUGUAUACUCUGGGAUGGAUGUAAUUCUCUAACAGCAAUGCUUGGAUUGCUCAACGUCUUUCUUUAUGCAGGUGUAUACACGCCAAUGAAAAGGCAUUCAGCAGCAUGCACCUGGGUUGGUGCUAUAGUGGGGUCGAUUCCUCCAUUGAUGGGCUAUACAGCUGCGACCGGUACACUUGAACCAGCUGCUUUCGCUCUAGCUGCCGUACUUUAUUGUUGGCAAUUCCCACACUUCAAUGCCCUAAGUUGGAAUCACCGUGGUGAUUAUAGUCGAGCCGGAUAUCGAAUUAUGUGUGUUACUGAUGAAGCGUUGUGUAAGCGAACAACACUUCGGCAUUCGUUAGCAUUGCUCGGCAUUUGUUCUUUUGUGGUACCGUACAGCGGUCUGACGACGUGGUCUUUUGCGUUCGAUUCGCUGCCCGUUAACGCAUGUUUAUUGUAUCUUAGUGCCAAAUUUUUUUGCAAUCCUAAUGCAAAAACUUCACGUUCACUCUUCCGGUACAGUUUGGUUUACUUACCUCUGAUGAUGGUAUUAAUGGUUGUUAGCAAAUAUGGACAAGCAUCUGCCACUGAAGUUCAUAUUUCAAAGUGUGACCACGAUUCAUAG
Anisakis simplex (herring worm) is the source of this 1002-nucleotide messenger RNA. The record is from the annotation of a GenBank genome assembly. Lineage: Eukaryota; Metazoa; Nematoda; Chromadorea; Rhabditida; Anisakidae.